UGUGACGGCAAAACCGGAAGUAUUUAGUACUCCUCUACAGCUCUAGUGAGAGUGGACAAUCAGCUGUUUGGGCCCGGUUAUGUGUGUUUAUGUCGGCUGAUCGAGCCAGAUUUCAGACAUUAUAAUGACCAGUUACGAACAGAGGGGGAUGUCAGCGAUAAUGGAGUCUGUGUAAGGUAGGACAGCAACGAGUGACGUCAUGUUUUCGAAUACGACCACAGUGUCCUACAAUGAUACGACGCUAAAUCCCUCGACUAAUGACGUCAUAGCGCCUCUCUGGGGUUACAUUUCAGCUGCCGUAGCUGUGAUAUUCUUAGGAAAUAUCGUGGUGCCAGUCAAGCGGUUCGAAACGGGCGAUGGUAUAUAUUUUCAACUCAUGUUUUGUCAUGGAGCCCUUUUAGUCGGCACAAUUAUUCAACAGUUUCGAAGCGAGGCUACCUUUUAUCCCAUUGUCAUGCUAGGCGGCGUAGUAUGGAUUACCGCCAACCUGUUCCUGGUACCUAUCGUGAAAGCUGUGGGUAUGGCACAGGGGAUGUGUGUAUGGGGGAUCUGUAAUAUGCUGAGUGGCUGGGCCACGGGCAGGUUUGGUUUGUUUGGUAUACAGAAGGAAGUUCCGGAUUCCAUACCUCUCAACUAUAGUGGCGUUCUCUUCUGUAUCCUAAGUGCUGUGAUAUUUUCGUUCCUUAAACCGGAUAUACGUAAAGUAAAAGAGCCAGGGGAGACAACGCCAUCAUCUCCUUCUGCUGGACAAUACAACACCUUUGAUCCUAUUAACACGCUAACGUCUGCAAGGAUCCCGACGGAGGAGUGCAUGUUGUUGUCUCCCGCGAACAAACGCACAGAGGAGGGGCUCAUCUUUGUUGAUAAACUGCCUCCUACAAAGAAAAAAAUCCUAGGGAUUACCAUGAGUGUGAUAUCGGGGGCGUUGUACGGCCAGACCUACACGCCGUCCCUCUACGUACAGCAGACAUAUAACCAUUCCAGCCAGUUUGGUAGAAUGGACUACGCCUUUGCCACAAUGUGUGGUCUGUUUUUGGGAAAUACAUUUUACUUCUGCGUGUACUGUGUUGUGAUGGGCAACAUACCCCGGAUCUACCCCCGGGCUAGCCUCCCGGGGAUCCUGACCGGGCUGAUGUGGGGAACAGCCAGCUCGCUGUGGUUUCUGGUCAACGAUACGCUGUCAGAAUCAGUUUCCUUCCCUAUCAUGACUACAGUGCCAAUUGUCAUCAACGCCAUAGUGGGCGUGGUCUUCUUCCGGGAGAUCAAGGGUCGAAGGAAUCUAUGUCUACUGUUACUGGGGAUAGCUGUGACAGGGGCCGGAGCAGUUAUGUGUGCCCUGUCUAAACACCCGGUAUAAUAACAACAAAGACUGUACUAUGUUCCUUAACCCAUUGACCAGUGCAAUAUGUAAGGCCAGCAGUACUCUCCUCGAGCAACUCAACUGGUACAGUGUUCGACCAAUGAAGACUUGCCUCAGUGUUCAUCUCCUGGAUCCGUUCAGUUUUUACGUCAGAAAUAAAGAAUGACGACUCGUCAGAUGUUUGACUUGAAGUAUCAAUAGUUUCCUGUUCUGGACCAAAUCUUAUUGUCAUUCAGAAUAACAGAUAGUAUGGUGAAACACCACACAUUUUAGUCUCUAAAUCGAUCAUUUCAUAUAUGAUAUUAAUGUUAAAUAGACUAAUGUUUUAUUGCUCAAAUAUUUAUGAGAAAAACGAAAUCCGAAAAAUGAUAAUAUAACAGUAAUUUGAUAUCCUCUAAUGAUCUCUUCCCAAGCUGAAAAGCAUUGUUGAAUGUUCUUGUCGUUUCUGCUUCUUUUUUUUCCUGCCAAGUAAUGUCCACAAUCAUCACGUUGAUUAUAGUGGUUUAAGAUAUUGAAACUUUCAAUCUAAUUUGAGGUUACAGACGACAAAAAACCCUGUUAUAUCAUCUUCAUAAAAUAUUAUUAGCUUAAUCAAACGUAGCAAAGCAAUACACUGUAAACAUACCUAUACCAACACACCGUAAACAUACCUAUACCAACACAUUGUAAACAUACCUAUACCAAUACACUGUAAACAUACCUAUACCAACACACUGUAAACAUACCUAUACCAAUACACUGUAAACAUACCUAUACAAACACACUGUAAACAUACCAAUACAAACACACUGUAAACAUACCUAUACCAAUACACUGUAAACAUACCUAUACCAACACACUGUAAACACUCCUAUACCAACGCACUUAAAUAUUAGACUCGCCAUCUACAUAUGUAAUGAGGAAUUGGUGCAAAGUUUAUUUCUAAUACAGAUACACUGUAUAACCAUAUAUUUCGUUUUUCUUGAAAAGAAUACCGCCAAAUAAGUAUAUUUUAAGUGUGUACUUGUUGGUCUUUAAUCUCACUGUUUUUAAUGAGUAUGUGAUACGUUUUGGCUGACGCUUAUGUAUCUUAAUAAAACAGCGUUUUAAAGUCUAAGACAUAUUGAAUCAGAAUGUGAGGUCUUUUAAUGAGAGUAUGAAAGUAAUGUGAUAGGUUGUGAUGAGUAAAUCGUGAUUAAUGAUAGUGCAGUCUUAUAGAUGUUUAAUGAAGGUGACGUUUUUAAUGGGUCUGAUGUAUUUCAAAGAAUCUGAUAAUUCUAUAAUUCUUUGUGCGAUGUUUUAACGCUUUUGUGUUUAUAUAUAAACAUGUUUUAUUGCAUGUUUUAAUGAAUCUGAUACAUUUAAAGAAGUAUAUGAAUGUGUUUUAAAGGAGUUCUGUGAGAUGAUUUCAUUAGUCUUUCAGGUGUGGUUAUGAGAGUCUGGCAUUUUUAUUUCACUGGAGGUCAGUGCAGAUUUUGUGUCGCCUGCAACGCGAGGCGACAUAUAGGUAGUACUUUGUCGUUUCGUCGGUUGCGUCGUCCGAAACAAGGUUUCCGCGCGAUACCUUGAGUUCCCUUCGGUACACAUAUUGCGUACUAAUAUACCUCGCGCAGAAGUUUACAUGCAUUUUUGGAGGAAUUGUGCCCCUUUUAUUGCCAAAUAAGGGCAUUGUGUAGUAUCAAUUCCUUUCAAAUUUUGUACGUUAAUGCUAGAAGCAAUAAUGUUAAGCAUAUGCUUCUUGUUUUUCUGUCGAGUAUCAGUUUUUUAUGCGUUUUGGCAUAUCUGUCAAGCCAAAACACUUUUCUUACUAAAACCGCUGAGCAGGCGACACAUCCACUCCCGUGAAAUUCCUGUUUUAUUUGGUCUGUGGUAUUUUAAUGGGGUUCUGUGCAGUGUUCCGAGUAUUGGAUGCCGCUGUUUAGUAAGUGUAUAAAAGCUGAGAGUCGUUCUUACGAACAUGGUGGCAUUAUAUGAGAAUAUGGUGAUAUUAUAUGAUAAUAUUGAUCGUCAAGGUGAAAUCUUAUUAUUGUAUUACGUUUAUUGAAAAUAAUAAAAAAAAUGUGAACCACGC
Mizuhopecten yessoensis (Yesso scallop) is the source of this 3410-nucleotide messenger RNA. Its product is annotated as transmembrane protein 144-like. Gene Ontology annotation, molecular function: carbohydrate transmembrane transporter activity. The transcript has 10 exons. The record is from RefSeq and is a predicted model, not a curated record. Bases 200 to 1357 code for a protein of 385 amino acids. Gene Ontology annotation, biological process: carbohydrate transmembrane transport. Gene Ontology annotation, cellular component: membrane. NCBI's taxonomy places the organism in Eukaryota, Metazoa, Mollusca, Bivalvia, Pectinida, Pectinidae.